Molecule: messenger RNA, 596 nt
Organism: Blepharisma stoltei
Lineage: Eukaryota; Ciliophora; Heterotrichea; Heterotrichida; Blepharismidae
Source: the annotation of a GenBank genome assembly
AUGGAUCCAAUUAUGAAAAGCGAACUUUACAGCAUGUUUCUAUGGCCCUUUGACAGCGAAAUUCCUUACCUUCCUCACAUUAAUGCUUUUGGGGACGAUACCUAUGCGAAGUCAAAGCCAUCUUUCACCCCCAAAAUAUUUAAUUGCACAAGUGUUCAGUGUUGUCAGCAGAAAAACACAAAAACCACUGGAGAUAUCAGAAGUAUCAUAUGUGAGCUUUGUGGGAGAUCAUUUAUAAUUUUUAAAACUGAAUAUGCUUUUAAUAUAAUUCUAUCUAACCAAAAAAGACUAUUAUAUUUCUGUAUAAAUUAAAACUAUUCAAUUUAGUAGUGUCUAAAAACUAUAAAGGUUUAAAGCAACACUCAGGAAAACUGCACAGUAAAAAUGACAAAAUUUAUCAUUGCUCAAUUUGUGAAAAAAAAUUCAACAACAAGUUUGUUGCCAAAUACCACACCGAGCAAGUUCACCAAGACAAGAAAAAGGUUAUGUGUCCUCUCUGCAAAUUGGUUUUCUAUAACAAAUACGUUUUAGAAAAACAUGACAAGCUAAUGCAUGCAUCAAACCUAUCAGACACAAUGGAUAUUGAAAAACAUUAA